CGGCUUUCCAUUUAAAAAAAAAAAGAAAAAAAAGAAAGAAAGAAAGAUUGCCUCAUCAACUUGAAGCGCAUGAGCGUGCAAGUGCGGAUUGAUGCUUGUCUGUCACACCUUCAAUCACGCGAGGGGGAAAUUCUUCUUCCCCGUUGCCCGCCUCGACCCCAUUCCUAGGAUAGUUCCGUCAUUGCGGGUCCCUAACAGCAAGGAGGUGGAAGCGUAAAGACGUUAAGAAUCCCUUCCCAUGUGGGAAUAGAAAUCAUCCUGUUCAUUUCGCCCACCGAUUGACAACCGCCACGUCGAACAAGGCACAGGAACCCAGUGGCCAGAACGCUUCCACCGCAAGGUUCGGUUUUGACGAGUUCGGGAGGGUUUCGUCUGGAGCGUCGCGUAGGGCUGUAGAUCACAUCAGAAAGCGAAAAAUAUGCAAUUUAGCAAUCCGACGUCGAUAUAUCCUAUUCUCAGAUAUUUUUGUUUAGUAGUGCUCAAAUUUUGUCAAAAACAACAUUAAAUGUGGGUGAUAAGUAGGCUGGAGAGUAGCCAACCUCGGUGAGUUGAGAAUCCAUCGUAGUGCGCAGUUGUGAAGGGAUCGAAGCAGGCUUGAGAAGUUUUGUAGCCAUGGCGGGUCGAGGAGUGCUCUUAACGGUGCUUGUAGUGUUUGUUCUUGCUGGGCUUGUCGCCUCCUUGCCGCUUAGGGAUGUAAUUCAGCAAGUGACCGACGGUGUGCGUGUCGAUGGGAGCGUGGAGCAGUUUGCGCAUGCACUACUUGGUGCGGAGAAGCAGUUCGAGAGCUUCAUAAAGGAGUUUGGGAAAGUUUAUCACACCGUGGAGGAGUAUGAGCACCGCUUCAAGGUGUUCAAAAGCAAUUUGUUGAGGGCGUUGAAGCACCAGGCGCUUGACCCCACGGCCAGCCAUGGCGUGACGAUGUUCUCGGACUUGACGGAGGAGGAGUUCGCGACCCAGUACCUAGGUUUGAAGCGGCCCUCGGCCCUUUCCACCGCCCCAACUGCAGAGCCUCUACCCACCGGUGACUUGCCGCCCAGUUUCGAUUGGAGAGAGAAGGGUGCCGUUGGUCCCGUGAAGAACCAGGGAAGCUGUGGUUCUUGCUGGGCUUUCAGCACGACGGGUGCAGUGGAAGGCGCACAUUUUUUGGCCACUGGAAAGCUUCUGAGUCUGAGUGAGCAACAAUUGGUGGACUGUGACCAUCAGUGUGAUCCUGAAGAAGCACAAGCUUGCGAUGCUGGAUGCGGGGGUGGCUUAAUGACAAACGCUUACAAGUAUGUUGAAGAAGCUGGAGGCUUGGAACUGGAGUCCGACUACCCUUACAAGGGCCGAGAUGGAAAGUGCCAAUUUAAUCCUAACAAGGUAGCAGCUAAGGUGUCAAACUUCACCAACAUUCCCAUUGACGAAGACCAGGUGGCUGCCUAUUUGAUCAAGAGUGGGCCCCUCGCUAUUGGCAUAAAUGCCGAGUUUAUGCAAACUUACGUGGCUGGAGUGUCAUGCCCCAUCUUUUGCAACAAGAGGAACCUUGAUCACGGUGUCCUGUUGGUUGGUUAUGCUGAGCAUGGGUUUGCUCCUGCACGCCUUGCUUACAAGCCUUACUGGAUCAUCAAGAAUUCAUGGGGACCAAUGUGGGGCGACAAGGGCUACUACAAGAUCUGCCGUGGUCACGGCGAGUGUGGUUUGAACACCAUGGUUUCUGCUGUGGCUGCGAAUGUUGAUGUGUAAAUUAUUUCCCCAUCGACUGUGAAAGCCCUUGUUUCGUCAAUUGAGUCCAUAAAUUUACAGCACCAAGUCCGUGCUUGUGAUUUAGGAAUUCAGUGAGAAUGAAGGACUUGGCUUACAACACUGUCUGCGGCCUAGAAAUAGUAUUUAUACCUUGUAAUCGUGCAGUUGUAGUUGAUUUAGCUAAAAUCUGGGAACAAUUAUGUUUGCAGCAUCAAACUCUCAAACAAUUCUAAUGCUGGAUGUGGAUACCUAGUUGUUGAGAAUGUCCUAUAUGCAUGAUGUACAGUUAAUGAAGAAAUGAUCCAAUAAUGAAGAAGACAUUUAACUAUGCAAA
Molecule: messenger RNA, 2056 nt
Organism: Physcomitrium patens
Lineage: Eukaryota; Viridiplantae; Streptophyta; Bryopsida; Funariales; Funariaceae
Product: cysteine proteinase 15A
Biological process (GO): proteolysis
Molecular function (GO): cysteine-type peptidase activity
Source: RefSeq, a predicted model, not a curated record